Molecule: messenger RNA, 3431 nt
Organism: Sinocyclocheilus rhinocerous
Lineage: Eukaryota; Metazoa; Chordata; Actinopteri; Cypriniformes; Cyprinidae
Product: gamma-tubulin complex component 3 homolog
Exons: 22
Coding region: 185-2812 (875 amino acids)
Biological process (GO): meiotic cell cycle; cytoplasmic microtubule organization; mitotic cell cycle
Cellular component (GO): microtubule organizing center; spindle pole; gamma-tubulin complex
Molecular function (GO): microtubule minus-end binding; gamma-tubulin binding
Source: RefSeq, a predicted model, not a curated record
UUCCGCUGCGCACCACUGCUGUGUUUUCCUUUGACUGUCCGAUUGUGGGGCGCUUUUCGGCGGGUUCCGUUAAAAUGGCGCUGUUGUUGCCAGGAGCUGAAACCCAGCAGAUGAAAAGCGACAGCGGUUAAAAACACACCGCGGACCGUUUCUGCUCGCACGGAGGGUAAUAUAUACGUGCACAAUGGCGGCGCUUGAUCAGAAAUCACCCAACGUGCUUCUGCAGAAUCUGUGCUGUAAGAUCACGGGCAAGAGUGAAGCUGAUGUAGCCCAUCAGUUCCAGUAUGCAGUGCGGGUCAUCGGAAGUAAUUACGCACCCACAAUUGAACGGGAUGAGUUUCUGGUGUCUGAGAAAAUUAAAAAAGAAUUAUUAAAACAACGACGGGAAGCAGAUGCUGCCCUUUUUUCUGAGUUGCACAGAAAGCUUCAGACCCAGGGUGUAUUGAAACAUAGAUGGUCCAUCUUAUACCUCCUGCUCAGCCUCUGUGAGGACCCAAGGAAGCCGUCUAACCGUGUUCCUGUGUGUAGUUAUGGAGCUCUGCUUGCCCAGGCGUUGCCCCGUGAUGUCCACUCCACCCCGUUCUACUACGCCCGUCCCCAGAGCCUCCCACUCAGCUACCCAGAGCGCUCUGCGACUGCCCAUAACUCCAGCAUUGCUACCAGUGGCAUCAGCAGUAUGGGAGUAUUCUCAAUCAAUGGGCCUGGACCGACCCCUCCAUCUCUGCUCACUGGACCUGGACCCCAGGCCGUUGGUGAGUCUAUGAGAGGGUCUCGUCUAGCCUGGACUCUCCCGAUCUCCAGUUCCCCCUCUGGGGCAACUGCUGCCCCUCGUCCCACCUGUGGACCCUCUUCCAGUCCGGCAUCCAAACUCCCACAGAGACAGAGACGAGAUGGAGAUGGCAGUGUGACAGGUGCCUGGGAGUUUUAUGCAGUGCCACUGUGUAAGUCUCUGAGAGACACUAGCAGCAGGCUGGCAGAGCUCGGCUGGCUCCACAAUAAGAUUCGAAAAUAUACAGAUUCCCACAGCCUGGAUCGAGCCUUUGGCCUAGUCGGACAGAGUUUUUGUGCUGCAUUGCAUCAAGAGCUGAAGGAAUACUACAGAUUGUUGUCUGUACUUCAUGCACAGCUCCAGGUGGAAGAUGAUCAGGGUGUAAACAUGAGUGUGGACAGCAGUCUGACUCUGAGGAGACUGCUGGUGUGGACCUACGACCCCAAGGUUCGGCUAAAAACACUGGCCGCACUGGUGGACUACUGCCAAGGGCGUAAAGGAGGAGAGUUGGCCUCAGCAGUACAUGCAUAUGGAAAGACGGGUGACCCCCACAUGAGAGCGUUGAUCCAGCACAUCCUUGGUCUGGUGUCCCACCCCAUUCUUAAUUUCCUGUAUCGCUGGAUCUACGACGGGGAGCUGGAGGAUACGUACCAUGAGUUCUUUGUAGCCUCAGACCCAACAGUGAAGACGGACAGACUGUGGCAUGACAAGUACUCUCUGAGGAAGAGUAUGAUCCCCUCCUUCAUCACCAUGGAUCAAGCUAGGAAGGUGCUACUCAUUGGCAAAUCCAUCAACUUCCUGCAUCAGGUAUGCCACGACAGGACGCCGCCGGGAAAGAUCAUGCCUGCCUCCAAAUCCACCGACUCUCCCAAAGAUGCGACGGAGUUGUUCACUGAUCUGGAAGGGGCCUUUCAGAGUAAGAUUGAUGCUGCAUAUUUUGAGACCAGUAAGUAUCUGUUGGAUGUGUUGAAUAAGAACUACCAGCUGCUGGAGCAUCUUCAGGCCAUGAGGAGAUACCUGCUGCUGGGCCAGGGAGAUUUCAUCCGACACCUCAUGGACCUCCUCAAGCCAGAGUUGGUGAGGGCUGCCACCACUCUUUACCAACACAAUCUAACCGGUAUCCUGGAGACCGCUGUCAGGGCAACCAAUGCCCAGUUUGACAGUCCUGAGAUACUGAAGAGGCUUGACGUCCGGCUACUGGAGGUUUCUCCAGGGGACACUGGUUGGGAUGUCUUCAGUUUGGACUAUCAUGUAGAGGGGCCCAUUGCCACGGUGUUCACCCGUGAAUGCAUGAGCCACUACCUGCGAGUGUUCAACUUCCUGUGGAGGGCUAAAAGAAUGGAGUACAUCCUCACAGAUAUAUGGAAGGGUCAAAUGUGUAAUGCCAAACUGCUGAAGAGCAUGCCGGAGCUCUCUGGUGUGCUGCACCAAUGUCACGUUCUCGCUUCCGAGAUGGUUCACUUCAUUCAUCAGAUGCAGUAUUACAUCACAUUUGAGGUGUUGGAAUGCUCUUGGGAUGAGCUGUGGAAUAAGGUCCAGCAGGCUCAGGAUCUGGAUCACAUUAUAGCAGCUCAUGACGUUUUCCUGGACUCCAUCAUUUCUCGCUGCCUGCUGGAUGUGAACAACAGGUCUCUGUUGAAUCAGUUGCGCGCAGUGUUUGAUCAGAUCAUUGAGUUCCAGAAUGCUCAGGACACACUUUACCGCUCCGCUCUAGAAGAGCUGCAGCUACGCAUCCAAUUUGAGGACAAGAAGAGACAGAGGGAAGAAAUGGGUGAGUGGGGUGUAACAGCAGAGCAGGAGGCUGAGGAAAACAGACGUGUGCAGGAGUUUAAAGACACCAUACCAAAAAUGUGCUCUCAGCUCAGAUUACUCACACACUUCUAUCAGGGCAUAGUGCAGGAGUUUCUGCGGCUGCUAAUGACGGAUGAGAGUCUUCAGUUCCUCAGUUUCCGUCUGGACUUCAAUGAGCACUACAAGGCUCGUGAUCCGCGCCUGCGGCCCUCGCUAGGGGCCACUAGAGGGAGACGAAGCUCUAACAUCUGACCUUGCAGACUUUGGGAAAGUUAAUGUUAUGUGGAUGCUGUCAAGAGACUGUUUAUUAAUAGGGCUACUCAGAAUUUUUCUGGCGCUCUGUAAGAAACUCAUAUAACAGGGAAACUGUUUAUAGAAUAUCCUAUUUCACUGUCAUCGCCAAAUAAUUUCAGUCACACACAGUCGACUAUCUAGUGGUUUUACAGUGUAAUUGUCAGUAGCACAAGGUCACAGGUCUGUUGUGUUUUUGUUUGUUUUUCUUCAGUUAAUGUGUGAAUAUUAGCUUUUGUGUUGUUUUUGUAAAGAAUUGUGUUUGUGUUUACAUUUUUGGUAAUAUUUAAGUCUAUUUGUUAUUUACAUUGAUUGAUUUUCUUCUAGUGCCCUUUCUUUUUUCAUUUUGAAGCGAGUUUGUUUGCCUUAAUGUCUCCUGAUGUUGAAAAAAAAGACACAUCUGGCUGUGAAGUCAGUCAAUUUCUCUGGUGCUUUUGUGGCAUCCUCUGGUUCUGGAUCAAUGUUGAAGGAACCUUUUCCUCUUUUGAGUCCAUUUUCAUUAUUACAUAUAUAUAUUUUUGUUGUUAAGUUUGUAAUUAUACAGGCCGUGAUCUUUGUACUGCGUGUAAAAAAAAAAAAA